Messenger RNA from Eufriesea mexicana, 3514 nucleotides. It is a transcript of the gene dsb, whose product is annotated as scavenger receptor class B member debris buster. The record is from RefSeq and is a predicted model, not a curated record. Gene Ontology annotation, cellular component: membrane; cytoplasm. The transcript is spliced from 10 exons. Bases 1439 to 3160 code for a protein of 573 amino acids. Lineage: Eukaryota; Metazoa; Arthropoda; Insecta; Hymenoptera; Apidae. Gene Ontology annotation, molecular function: scavenger receptor activity.
CAAGAUCCAAGAACACGCGCGUAUCUGGAGAAUACUUCGAGUUGUCAAAUCCUCGGGUACUAGCGACCCUUCCUUAGACUCCGUGUCUUCUCACUCUUCGUUCGUGAACCCCAAACGGGAAAUCCUGUGCCUCUAUCAGGAUUCUUCGAACGUUCGUUUCGUGACUGUGACGGAUUUAACCAAGAGUCUGCCAGUUCGAUACAGAAAGAAGAAUAAGAAUUUGGAAUCUUCGUACUUAGCGCUACUAAUCUCGCGGAUGAAGUGUCCAAGCUUCGAACAGUCUAAGGACAGCAUUAGACUCUACGAAGACACUGUCUCCUUCUUCGUUAACAUUGAUCAUUGUUUGAAUGUCACGCGCACUUGCCACUUGGAGUGUCAAGUGUAAUUGCAGCCUGCCGAGAGUUUAAUUUGACAAUCGAGUUUUAUAAGAUCGUUUGACAGGGUUGUUAAAGAGUAUCGUCGUUGGUCGACGUUCAGACAGGAAGGACUGGAGUGAAUUCGACGGUGAUUAGUCAGUGACUAUCGCCAGUAAAUGAAGGAACGAUCGAACGGUAACGUGAUAACCGUGUUUGGUUGGCACGUGGAAAGUAGGCGAAUCCGUUGAAGAGGAAAUCCUACAGGGGACAUCACGGUCUAAAUGAGUAUGACCGACAAAUACACGCGUGUAGUACCUUGGCGAUAGAGAAACCUGCCUUGUAUGGUUCUCUUCCUUCCAUUCGCUCUCCUCCACGAAACUGUUGUGCGUUACAUAAAGAGGGAUUUUACUGGCCAGUUAAUGAACCCGGUUGUGCGCGCAUAUAGGGAACGUCUGUCGGCGACCUUACGAAACUACUCUUCGGCGAUAAAAACCCGAGACUGCUGAGCGAAAAUCACGGAUGAUCAUUGACAUCGAGAAUCAAGAAUAGCAUCAUCGUGAUCCAACGGAAGCGGUCGUGAAAGUGUAAUUCGGGUCGGUAACGAGUGGCAAAGAAGAUCAGUGAAAAAGAGAUCGAGGCAAAAUCGAACUCAUUUCAACGGGAAAAAAGUGUAACAUGCUUGUUGACUGUGUUUUAAGGACAGAUCGUGUGUAUCUCCGGAAACGAUGCUCGGAGAAGUGACGUGAAGCAAUACUUUCGAGACGUAACACAUCGUAGAUUAUCUAUAACGAGAUUUCUACGGUGCGGCAACGAUAAACAGAGCACGAAUUACCCAAUUAACUUAAUUGCCGUGAGUCUUAACAGUGAGACACAAGCUGUAUCGAGUAACGGUGUUAUCGCUUUCGUGAUCAGCAGACAUCGUUGAUGAGGACAGGAUAAGGUCUCUUGAAUUUGGCAACCUAGACAAAGGAUCACGUCUGUCACCUGGUCAGAGUGGCGAUCGUAAAUCAAAAAAUUUGAAAUUGACGGCAAUUUGGAGAUUCCAGUGAUUCGCGUUAGAUUCUCUCGAAACAAAGUUCAAGAUGAAGUUCAUAGGAUCUCUGCUUGGGAUCAGCUCGCCCAAGAAGAUGGGCAAGGAGUAUAUGAAAGUGGGGAGAAACGCUCUGUUCGGCCCGAGGACCAACCAGGAUGGCCUGUACACGGACAAGGUACCUGGACCUUUGUCUUUCCUCAUUUCGAAGAACGGGAAACUUAAGCACGGUAGACUGUCGGCAAUUUUUAUAGGAAUUCUGACGCUCGUGAUCGGCAUUAUUUUAAGCAGCAUUCCUUGGGUGGACUAUAUUAUAUUAAAGCAACUACGAUUAUGGAAUGGUUCCCUUUCCUUCCAAUACUGGCAAAAGCCCGGGGUAGUUAGAUUGACCAAAGUAUACAUAUUCAAUGUAACUAAUGCAGAGAACUUCUUGCAAUAUAACGAGAAGCCGAAAUUACAAGAAGUUGGACCGUUCGUGUAUAGGGAAGAUAUGGAAAAGGUAAAUAUUGUUUUCCAUAACAAUGGUACUGUAAGUUAUCAACACAAAAAAAUAUUGAACUUUGUACCAGAGAUGUCAAAAGAUAAGGACCUCAAAGUAACGGUACCAAACAUUCCAUUACUCACGUUAUCGACGCAAAGCAAGAGUUUAUUACCCAUAUUUACCUUCGCAUUAUCCAUGAUCUUGAGGGGGAUGAACAUGAAACCAUUUGUGCCGGUGACUGCGCAAAAACUCGUUUUCGGAUAUGACGAUCCGUUGGUCAGCAUUGCACAUCGAUUUUUCCCAAAACCGAGACGUCCUAUGAGUCAAAUGGGACUUCUUCUUGGGAGGAAUGGUACGUUAGAAGAAGUAUCUACAAUAUUUACGGGACAUACAGAUAUGAAGGAGUUUGGAUUAAUAAAUCGUUUAAACGGAUUGGAUCGUCUGCCAUAUUGGCCAAAGGAGCCUUGUAACUCGAUUCGAGCUUCAGAAGGAUCUUUUUUCCCACCCCGUGACAAAACUGGUUCCGAUAUCGUGCAUGUUUGGGAUAAAGAUCUGUGUCGUACAUUACCCUUAAAAUAUCGUGGUCCGACUGAAAAAUCAGGAAUUAAAGCAGAUUUAUACACUCCCCCUGAUGAUGUAUUUAGACGUCCCGAUGAGAAUGCUCCAGAGAAUAAAUGCUUCUGUUCAGACGACAUGUCGACUUGUCCUUCGGACGGAUUGCAAAAUAUUAGUCCGUGCCAAUACAGUGCACCGGUUUAUCUUUCUUUCCCCCAUUUCUACAAGGCAGAUCCUAAUUUACUAAAUGCAGUUCACGGAUUGAAACCAAAUCGAGACAUACAUGAAACGUACUUUAAAAUUCAACCGAAACUUGGUGUGCCGUUGGAAGGGAAAAUCCGAGUACAAUUAAACUUAAAGGUGGAACAACAACCACAGAUCGGUGUCGUGUCGAAUUUUCCGGACAUCGUAUUCCCUAUCAUGUGGCUCGAAGAAGGUAUCGAAGAACUGACACCUUCUAUCCGCAGAUGGGUCUAUCUAGCAACGACAUUUAGCGAUAUUGCUGCACCUUGUACCUCGUAUGGAUUAAUUCUAGUCGGUAUAGUAAUCAUAUUCGCCGUUCUCGUAAAGGCUUACAACAACGUGAUGUUCACGCACGAAGCGAUCGAGUUAGGUAAACGGACCAUCAGGAGAAGUUCGACGUUGUUGGUGAAUGAGUACAAGUUAUUAAUGACACGAGAACCAUACGUUUUGCUCAGUAAUGAUAAGAACGAGAAGACAGAAAGGAUAGAGGUCUAGCUGAUAGUAUAAAUUUUUUUUUUUUAUAAUACCCCAUAUAUGUUUAAGUGCGUACAUUGCGUAGAGUGACGUAAAACUCGCCUCGCUGUAUAGCGUUUGUAACCUUUUGAUACUGUACACCAAAGUUUUCGUUCCAAUUACCUGAAGAAUACAUCGAUACGUAUCGAUUGCAAUAGCACGCGUUUGGCAAACAUUCAACAAUCACUUGAAUAUAUUUUUCUUAUUUUGUUUUUCUUUAUCUGUAUCUGUGAUUUCAUCCUUUUAUUUAUAUCGUUGAUGUACGGCAGUGCGAAAGAGAUUGUGUUUGGACGAACAGAAGCGGCUAACAAAACGGUCAAAAGACAAAGCAUAAGA